Molecule: messenger RNA, 579 nt
Organism: Durotheca rogersii
Lineage: Eukaryota; Fungi; Ascomycota; Sordariomycetes; Xylariales; Xylariaceae
Product: protein precursor
Exons: 1
Coding region: 132-518 (128 amino acids)
Source: RefSeq, a predicted model, not a curated record
CAUUAUCUCGCAACGAAACUCUACACCACCUACGCCCACUUCAACCACCCCACCCUUCACAAAUCGCCCGAGGAACCCGCGAAAUCGCUAGCGCUCGCGACAGCGCAAGAACCGAUAAGAACAAAAAGAAAAUGGGAUACCUCCUCUACUCGUUGACCUUCGCGGUCCUUGUCGUCGGCACGAUCCUCUACCUGACGCGGAACACGUGGUUAGCGUUCCUGCCCUUCCAGUCGCGACAAUACCUACACCUCGGCGGCUCCGGCAGCUCGUCCUCCUUCGCCGGCGACAUCGAGGCCGGCCUGUCGAGCAACACCUUCGACCUCGGCGCCAACGUCGAGGCGGGCGACGGCCGCGCCGGGCUCGACGACGCCGCCAAGGCCCAGAUCCUCGCCAUCAUGAAGAAGCGCCGCAUGCGCUUCGACCAGGCCCGCCGCGUCUACAUGGAGCAGUACUUCAGCGCCAACGGCGUCGCCGCCGACGGCCGGCCCAAGGACCCCAAGUUCGUCAGCUUCUCGUGAGCGCGAGAGCGCGCGAGCGGGGGCCGGCUGGAGAUCAGACGAGAAAGAAGAAGACGAGGGG